This is a messenger RNA of Bombus impatiens (common eastern bumble bee), 723 nucleotides long. RefSeq lists its product as uncharacterized. The transcript is spliced from 5 exons. Gene Ontology annotation, molecular function: odorant binding. Lineage: Eukaryota; Metazoa; Arthropoda; Insecta; Hymenoptera; Apidae. Bases 148 to 549 code for a protein of 133 amino acids. The record is from RefSeq and is a predicted model, not a curated record. Gene Ontology annotation, biological process: sensory perception of smell.
GGAGGGAGAAAUUACGGGACGUGUUAUUAUUAAUGAUUGUACCUAUAACUAUAAAAACUCGAGCAACAUUUAACGCGUACUUAGUUCUUAGUGAACAUUCAAUAUAGAUCUUUCUUACCCGAGCUCCUCGACAACUCAGUAAGGAAGAUGAAGAUCCUCGCUAUUGUCUUUGCCUUCUGCUUCGUCGGGACUUUGGCAUUUUCAAAUAGCAUAAAAGCCAAGGUGGAACGUUUCAGGGCAUCUUGUAUCACAGAGACUAGUAUCGAUCCAAAAUUAAUACAGGGUGCUAAGGAAGGCAUUAUAUCUAAGGCAGACGAGAGACUUGGUUGUUACACGUACUGUAUGCUGAGGAAAAAGGGAAUCGUAGAAGAGAAUGGUCGCCUUUGGGUAAACAUUGCCAAGAGACAGUUAAUAACCUAUGGAGCUGACGCGCUAAUGGCUGAUGAAAUGGUCGAUAAAUGCAAAAACAUCGCUGGUGGCAACGAAUGUAAGCAAGCUAGUAACUUGAUACAGUGUUUCCUGGAGAUCAGGAGUUUAUACAUAUUCUAACUAAAAAUCAAACUGCUGAAAUGAAAUGGUUUAAUUUGCAACUCGAUGCAUUUCGUAAUUUAUUUUGCACAAAAUAUUUAUAGAUUUAAAUUAAUAAAUUAUAAUAAUGUACAUAUUAUUUGACACUUAAAUCUUUGUUCGCAUAGUCAAAAUACAAGUUGUUUCACCAUCUUG